Molecule: messenger RNA, 4831 nt
Organism: Cherax quadricarinatus
Lineage: Eukaryota; Metazoa; Arthropoda; Malacostraca; Decapoda; Parastacidae
Product: SET domain-containing protein SmydA-8
Molecular function (GO): protein binding
Source: RefSeq, a predicted model, not a curated record
GCUAUUUUAGCGUGUGUCGUGGGUGUGUGUGUGUGUCCGCAGCUUCCUACCCACUCACCUGCUGCUCAGUUCCAAAUACAUAACCAGCUGUGUUCGUGUCUCAGGAUGACGAAGUGUGCUGUGUGUGGGUGUCCUGCCUCCCAGCGCUGUGGCAAAUGUCACCUCACAGCUUACUGUAGCAAGGAUCACCAGAAGCAACAUUGGAAGUCUCAUCGCACUCAGUGUAGUCCCUACAAAAUGUGUCAUUCAGAGGAGAUGGGGAGGUACCUGGAGGCGUCCCGUGACAUCCUGCCAGGGGAAAUAAUCUUGAAGGACUCUCCUCUCGUCUUGGGUCCUCGCCAGGUGACGAUGCCUGUGUGUCUAAGCUGCUUCACCCCUGUCAACGGUUCCUACUCCUGUUCCCUUUGUGGUUGGCCUUUGUGUGGCCCUGAGUGCCAGACAGUUGUCUUACACAACCCUGAGUGCCAACUCUCCAGAAACAGGCCAAUUAAGGUUCAGGUACAUAAGUUCAUGCAGGUGAACCAGAUGUAUGAAUGUAUCACACCACUACGUUGUCUGUGGCUGAAGGAGCACGACCCUGCCAGAUGGUCAGCACUCUCUCAAAUGGAGUCCCACUUGGAGGAGCGUGUUAAUACUGAACUCCAUGAAGUCAAUCAAGCAAAUGUUGUUGACUUCCUAUAUCAUUACCUUAAGGUGACGUCCUUCACACCUGAGGAAAUACACACAGUGUGCGGGAUUAUCGACGUCAAUGGCUUUGAGAUCCCGGGACCAAAUGCAAUAGGUAUAUAUGGCAAGGCCUGCCUCUUAGAACAUAACUGCGUCCCAAACACAACUAGGACGUUUGAUUCCCAAUUAAACAUCGUCAUCAGAGCAGCAGUUAAGAUCACAAAGGGAAGCCACAUCUCCACAUCAUAUACAGACCCAAUGUGGGGCACUGCUAACAGACAGCUGCACUUGAAGACGAGUAAAUAUUUCAAGUGUACUUGUUCUCGGUGCCAUGACCCAACAGAAAUGGGCACACACCUAAGCAGUUUGCGCUGUGGCCAGUGCCCUUUGGGAUUGAUGCUGCCCUCACCCUCGCCUAUCAGCCCUCAAAUCUGGGUAUGCAACUCAUGUUCAGCCAAACUUGAUCAACAAUACGUUGAAGAAUUUUUGAAGCAGACUGGCGAGAAACUUGUGAAUCUCAAAGAAGGUUCUCUCGCAGCCUCGGAAGCAUUCCUGAAAUCGACAUCAUCAAAAUUGAGUGAGAAUCACUACUACAGGAGUGAUGUGAAACUGGCCAUGGCACAGAUGUAUGGCCGUGCAGGAGUCCAAAAUAAGUCUGACCUUCAUGAGCUCUCGAAAGACCUACUAGACAGAAAAGAGCAACUCUGCCGAGAAGUUCUGGCUCUUGCAGACGUCUUUAGCCCAGGGGAAAGCAGACUACGUGGACUGAUGAAGUAUGAACUUCAGGCAGCAUGCAUGGAAAAGUUCCGCAGAUUACCAAAGAAACUUAAGGCCUCACCCCAGUCUAAAGCCAUUCUUCAGGAAUGUGAAGAGGCUCUGAAGGAUGCAAGCACCAUCUUACUGCGUGAAUCACCCAUCCAGGAUGAGUACCAAUUGGGACUUCAGGCAGAAGCAGAGCUGGCUGAUGUUACUGCCCUUAUUUCUAAAUUUCGCUGACUUACUAAAGGAGCACAGAGGGUUGAGUCGGACUUGAGGGAUAUCAGAGAUUUUUAUUUCUACAUCAUUGGGUAACACUGCUUCACUAGCAUAAGUAAGCAGUAAACCCCGGAGCUGUUGUUCUACCACCAGUUUCCCUACCAGCAGACAGGGUGUGGAAGUGCCACAAAGAUGCCUUAUUUAUUCCAAUUUUAUUACAAUUUCCUUAGCCCUACCUACAAGAUGUCAUUCCUCCUUGUCCAGUGCAUGAAAUCACUCCCUCUCUUUCUUCAUUAACAUGUAACAGCUCCUAAAAAUAUUUUCUCCAUCUGCCCAUCUGACAUCUUUCUAUUCUUGUUUAAUUUUUUUUUUUUCAACAAACUGGCCGUAUCCCACCAAGGCAGGGUGGCCCAAAAAGAAAAACGAAAGUUUCUCUUUUUAAAUUUAGUAAUUUAUACAAGAGAAGGGGUUACUAGCCCCUUGCCCCCAGGCAUUUUAGUCGCCUCUUACAACACACAUGGCUUACGGAGGAAGAAUUCUGUUCCACUUCCCCAUGUUUAAUUGUCAGUUCUAUUUUGCUCUCUAGGCUUUCUCAACUUAUUAAUUGCACUCCAAAACUUUAUUAUACUCUGCAAAAUUUCGUUAUAAACCCUAACUCCUCCUCAUUGGCUCUCCAUUUGCACUCUGUCAGUGCUCUUUCAAGAGUGCUGAGGGAGUGAAAAUGGAAAGUCAGUGGGAGAAUGGGUGAGGCUUUAUCAACACAUGCUAACUAGUGAUAUAAAUACAAAGCUAUCAUGUAGGAUUUUUAUUGUGAAUGUAAGCUAUUUCCAAAUCAGGAAACAUUUACUGAAAUAUUUCACCUACAGCUUGAUUUAAUAUGUAUGGUUGAUGGAGUACUGUUUUGUAAAGCCUAGAUAAUUACAGGUUUCAGAUAUUUUUUCUGAAACAAGAAAGGGCCAGAUUUUAGUUGUAAAGGUAGGAAGCACAGUGCCUGCACUCUGGAGGGAUGGAGAUGUUGCAAUUCAGAGGGUCAUUUAAAUUGUGAAGUCUGUGCUCUUCUGGCAAGAUUGUCACUGAAAGAAUGAUAGUGAAUAUGUUUCCUUUUCUAUGGGUUGCCCAGUUUUAAUGGAAAAAAGCUGGUAUGCUAGAAAAAAAGGGUUGCAGUCCAUUCUUGAGUUUUGUUAGUGAAUGUUUGAAGAUGAAGUGGAUGCACUUAGCUUUAUAUUGAUCUAGUGAAUGUUCAAUUUGCACAAUUUCAUAAUAAUCUUGAAUGUUAGAGUUCUCAGGUUUAGAGCCAGCUGUUGUAUUUCUUAAUUUUGCAGCCACUCAUCUUUGAUAGAAGUGAUUAUUUUUUGAAGAUGUGAUCAGAUGCCUUGAUGUUGGAAAGUAAAAAAAAAAAACAUAUGUACUAGUUUUGUAUAAGCUGCAGGUUGCUCUGCUGGGUUUCUCUUCUGUUUAGAGGAGCAGUGUGAUAUUAAAAUUAAUCAUUUCAUUGUCUCUUACACUGAGGCCAGUGUCACUCACAUAGACCUGUCUUAGUGUCCUCAAAUAUACAGUGAGUGGUAAAUUUUGGCUUAGAUAUGAGAGAGUGGGUGUGUGGUGGGUAUGUGUGUACAGUAUAAAAAAAAAUCCUGCCCCCAUGCAGUACAUAAUGGAAGAGCUAAUCUCCAAUCUUAUGUUUUGGUUAAAAUGGUAACUUUGAGACAUUUUAUAGGGUGGUUUUCAUGUUUUAUUGGCUGGUUCAUGGUGUCAGUUAAUGGACCAGAAGACUUACUAGAGUAAUGUUGACAAUAGUAUACAAUAUGAACUGGUACAUGAGUAAGACACAUGUGGAACUGCUGGGUAUCUUUAUUGCUCCUACAUGGUGGACUUCUUUGGUCAAAUACAGAGGAGAAUAAAUUGGAGACAGCAGGAGGAGUGUCAAGGUAAAGAUGUGAUCAGUCCAUCAACCUUGGAGAAACAGAUUUUGAGGUGGUCAAUCCCUCAGCUUAGAGAAUAGCUCAGCUCCAUAGCCUCCAAUUUAUUCUUCUCCAUAUUUCACUGAAGCUUACCAAGUAGGCAAAAUGUUUCAACAAUAAAGAUACCCAACUAUUGCACAUGUUUUACCUGUCGACUUAUUAGUGAUACGGAGAUGAUUUUAGUCGCUUGUCAAUCAGAAGUGGCCUGAAAUUGGCAGGGGCAGGGGGCUUCCCACACUGUUUUAUGUUUUUUUUUAGGUUUCCUUCAAGUAUUUAGAUGGCCUAAAUUAUGACCAAUCAUUCUUGGUUAUAUUUUAUUAACCGAGAAAUGGGGUUUAAAUUAAAACCAUUUUGCGUGAUGAAUACAAAAUGAAGGGCAAGUGUUAUAUAGAAGAGGCCUGGGAGGUGUUUAAUAAACACAAGAAAGGUUGUUUUAGUGACCAGAAUGUCUACAUUGUUUACACUGGAUGUUUUUUAUAUUAAAAUUUGUUGAAUUUUUGUGUAAAAUUGCCAGAUUACUGACUUCUGGACACUAUAGUGUAGUUCUGCUAGUUGUAUGGGCAAUUUCUUGUUUUCAGCAUAAUAUUCAGGAAUUGGGUCAGUUCGAGCAAUGGAAAUGACUUAAAAUAGGCCUAAAAUUGUGCAGAAUCACAGUUCCACCUUCCUGCCUGCAUAAUUCUUUAAAUUUUCCAUCAGAUUUUGCAUUUUUAGUGUCAUUACCUUUAGAAAAAGAUUCCCUAUUAUUUUUCAAUUGUGACACUGAUGAAACCUAAUUUUGGGAGUCUCAACAUUGUAAAAGUUUAACCCUUAACCCUUUCAGGGUCCAAGGCCCAAAUCUGGAGUCACGCACUAGUGUCCAAGAAUUUAAAAAAAAAAAAUUUGUUAUUUUUUCUUAUGAAAUGGUAGAGAAUCUUUUUGUGAAGGUAAUAAAACAAAAAGUACGAAAUUUGGUGGAAAAUUGACGAAAUUAUGCUCUCGCGAAUUUUGAUGUGUCAGCGAUAUUUACGAAUCGGCGAUUUUGCCGACUUUGACUCCCAUUUUAGGCCAAUUACAUUAUUCCAGUCAACCAAAUUCUUAGCUAUUUCACUAGUAUUACUUCUAUUCUAUCGAUUGAGCACAAGAAAUCGCCAAGUCAACUGUUUCAACUACAAAAUAAAGUGAUCGGAAAUUGUUAAUUUGGCCAAUUUAACACAAAGUUCAAAAUAUUCCAAUUUCAAAAUAGGGUCCAGAAU